Messenger RNA from Heterocephalus glaber (naked mole-rat), 5558 nucleotides. RefSeq names its product par-3 family cell polarity regulator (gene Pard3). Gene Ontology annotation, molecular function: phosphatidylinositol binding; protein binding. The record is from RefSeq and is a predicted model, not a curated record. Gene Ontology annotation, cellular component: adherens junction; apical plasma membrane; cell cortex. NCBI's taxonomy places the organism in Eukaryota, Metazoa, Chordata, Mammalia, Rodentia, Bathyergidae. Gene Ontology annotation, biological process: microtubule cytoskeleton organization; intracellular protein localization; establishment or maintenance of epithelial cell apical/basal polarity.
AUGAAAGUGACCGUGUGCUUCGGGCGGACCCGGGUGGUCGUGCCGUGCGGGGACGGCCACAUGAAAGUUUGCAGCCUGGUGCAGCAGGCGGUGACCCGCUACCGGAAGGCCAUCGCUAAGGACCCAAGCUACUGGAUACAGGUGCACCGCCUGGAGCAUGGGGACGGAGGGAUCCUGGACCUGGACGACAUCCUCUGUGACGUGGCGGAUGACAAAGAUAGACUGGUAGCCGUGUUUGACGAGCAAGACCCACACCAUGGAGGGGAUGGCACCAGUGCCAGCUCCACAGGGACCCAGAGCCCGGAGACGCUCGGCAGUGAGCUCGGGGCCGGCACUGUCUCUGCCUUCCAGCCUUACCGAGCCACGAGUGAGAUCGAGGUCACGCCUUCCGUGCUCCGCGCAAACAUGCCUCUCCACGUCCGACGAAGCAGUGACCCAGCGUUAAUCGGCCUCCCAGCGUCUGUCAGUGACAGUGACUUCUCUGAAGAGCCGUCCAGGAAAAACCCCACCCGCUGGUCCACCACGGCUGGCUUCCUCAAGCAGAAUGCAGCCGGGAGCCCCCAGUCCUGCGAGCGGAAGAAAGAUGAAAACUACAGAAGCCUCCCGAGGGACACUAGUAACUGGUCCACUCAGUUCCAGCGGGACAACGCGCGCACCUCCCUGAGCGCCAGCCACCCCAUGGUGGACCAGUGGCUGGAGAAGCAGGAGCAGGAGGAGGAUGGGACGGAAGACAGCAGUCGAGUGGAGCCCGUGGGCCAUGCAGACACCGGCUUGGAGAGUGUAACCAACUUUUCUCUGGAUGAUAUGGUAAAGCUCGUACAAGUCUCCAACGAUGGAGGGCCUCUGGGAAUCCAUGUAGUGCCUUUCAGUGCUCGAGGCGGCAGAACCCUGGGGUUAUUAGUAAAACGCUUGGAGAAAGGUGGUAAAGCUGAACAAGAAAACCUGUUUCAUGAGAAUGACUGCAUUGUAAGGAUUAAUGAUGGCGACCUUCGGAAUAGAAGAUUUGAGCAAGCACAACAUAUGUUCCGCCAGGCCAUGCGCACACCCAUCAUUUGGUUCCACGUGGUGCCCGCGGCCAACAAGGAGCAGUACGAACAGCUGUCCCAGAGUGAGAGGAGCAGCUACUACUCCAGCCGCUUCAGCCCCGACAGCCAGUUCCUGGACAGCAGGGCCUCGGGCAGCGCCGGGCCUCACGCGCCGGCCCGGGUGCCCAGAGCGAGCCUGGCUUCCGAGCAGACGGAUGCUCCCCUGAGACUCCCUCACGCCCUACACCCCUCCGCGAAGCCACCCGCAGCCCCAGCCCCGCACAGUGUGCUGGGCUCGAGUGCAGGCAGUGGUUAUAACACCAAGAAAGUGGGCAAGAGGCUCAGCAUCCAGCUUAAGAAAGGUACAGAAGGCUUGGGAUUCAGCAUCACUUCCCGAGAUGUGACAAUUGGUGGCUCAGCCCCAAUUUACGUGAAGAACAUCCUCCCUCGAGGGGCAGCCAUCCAGGACGGGCGGCUGAAGGCUGGAGACAGACUAAUAGAGGUGAACGGAGUAGACUUAGCAGGCAAAUCCCAAGAGGAAGUGGUCUCCCUGUUGAGAAGCACCAAGAUGGAGGGCACUGUGAGCCUGCUGGUCUUUCGCCAGGAAGAUGCCUUUCACCCAAGGGAACUGAAUGCAGAGCCAAGCCAGAUGCAGAUUCCAAAAGAAACGAAAGCCGAAGAGGACGACGUUGUUCUCACGCCCGAUGGCACCAGGGAGUUUCUGACGUUUGAAGUUCCGCUCAAUGACUCAGGGUCGGCCGGUCUGGGUGUCAGUGUCAAAGGUAACCGGUCCAAAGAGAACCACGCGGAUCUGGGGAUCUUUGUCAAGUCCAUUAUUAACGGAGGAGCAGCAUCUAAAGAUGGGAGGCUUCGGGUGAACGAUCAGCUGAUAGCAGUAAAUGGAGAAUCCCUGUUGGGCAAGACAAACCAAGAUGCCAUGGAAACCCUGAGAAGAUCUAUGUCCACCGAAGGAAACAAGCGUGGGAUGAUUCAGCUCAUUGUGGCGAGGCGAAUAAGCAAGUGCCACGAGCUGAGGUCACCUGGGAGCCCCACUGGACCCGAGCUGCCUAUUGACACCGUGUUGGAUGACAGAGAACGGAGAAUUUCCCAUUCUCUCUACAGCGGGCUCGAGGGGCUUGACGAAUCACCCAGCAGGAACGUGGCACUCAGCAGGAUAAUGGGUAAAUACCAGCUGUCCCCCACCGUGAACAUGCCGCAGGACGACACUGUCAUUAUAGAGGACGACCAGCUGCCUGUGCUCCCUCCUCACCUCUCUGACCAGUCCUCUUCCAGCUCGCAUGAUGACGUGGGCUUCGUGCCGUCCGAUGCCGCUGUGUGGGCUAAGACUGCAAUCAGCGAUUCUGCCGACUGCUCUUUGAGUCCAGAUGUGGAUCCAGUUCUAGCAUUUCAGCGGGAAGGAUUUGGACGCCAGAGUAUGUCAGAAAAACGCACAAAGCAGUUUUCAGAUGCCAGUCAAUUGGAUUUCGUUAAAACGCGAAAAUCAAAAAGCAUGGAUUUAGGUAUAGCUGACGAGACUAAACUCAAUACAGUGGAUGACCAGAAAGCAGGUUCCCCCAGCAGAGAUGUGGGGCCUUCCCUGGGUCUGAAGAAGUCCAGCUCCUUAGAGAGCCUGCAGACAGCAGUCGCCGAGGUGACGCUGAACGGGGACAUUCCCUUCCAUCGCCCACGGCCGCGGAUCAUCCGAGGAAGAGGCUGCAACGAGAGCUUCCGAGCCGCCAUCGACAAGUCCUACGAUAAACCCGCGGUAGAUGACGACGACGAGGGCAUGGAGACGUUGGAAGAAGACACGGAAGAAAGCUCGCGAUCAGGGAGAGAGUCUGUCUCCACAGCCAGCGACCAGCCGUCCCGCUCUCUGGAGAGACACAUGAAUGGCAGCCAAGAGAAAGGGGACAAGGCCGAUAGGAGAAAGGACAAAGCCGGAAAGGAGAAGAGGAAAGAUGGAGAAAAGGACAAGGAUAAAAGGAAAGCCAAGAAGGGGAUGCUGAAGGGCUUGGGAGACAUGUUCAGGUUUGGCAAACAUCGAAAAGAUGACAAGAUUGAGAAAACGGGUAAAAUAAAAAUACAGGAAUCCUUUACGUCAGAAGAGGAGAGAAUACGAAUGAAGCAGGAGCAGGAGAGGAUCCAAGCCAAAACUCGAGAAUUUAGGGAGCGCCAGGCUCGGGAGCGUGACUAUGCUGAGAUCCAGGAUUUUCAUCGGACGUUUGGGUGUGAGGACGAGCUGAUGUACGGGGGAAUGGCUUCCUAUGAGGGGUCCCUGGCUCUCAGCGCCAGACCACAGAGCCCGCGAGAAGGCCACAUGAUGGAUGCUUUGUAUGCACAAGUGAAGAAGCCUCGCAACUCCAAAGCUUCCACUGUGGACAGCAACAGAUCAACUCCUAGCAACCACGAUCGGAUACAGCGUCUGCGACAAGAGUUUCAGCAAGCAAAGCAGGAUGAAGAUGUCGAAGAUCGGCGACGUACCUACAGCUUUGAGCAACCCUGGCCCGGCUCCCGGCCGGCAGCGCAGAGCGGCAGGCACUCCGUGUCCGUGGAGGUGCAGGUCCAGAGGCAGCGGCAGGAGGAGCGCGAGAGCUUCCAGCAGGCCCAGCGCCAGUACAGCUCCCUGCCUCGGCAGAGCAGGAAGAACAGCAGCUCGGCGUCCCAGGACUCCUGGGAGCAGAACUACGCCCCUGGGGAGGGCUUCCAGAGUGCCAAGGAGAACCCCCGCUACUCCAGCUACCAGGGCUCCCGCAAUGGCUGCAUGGGAGGCCACGGCUUCAACGCCAGGGUCAUGCUGGAGACCCAGGAGCUCCUCCGCCAGGAGCAGCGGCGGAAAGAGCAGCAGAUGAAGAGGCAGCCCCCGGCUGAAGGGUCCAGCAGCUAUGACUCAUACAAGAAAGCCCAGGACCCCGGCUGCCCCCCUCCCAAGGGGCCCUUCAGGCAGGACGUGCCCCCGUCUCCCUCUCAGGUCGCCAGGCUCAACAGACUCCAGGCUCCCGAAAAGGGACGGCCCUUCUACUCCUGAGCACGGGACAGCGAUGCUUCAUGCCAUGCAACAAAGGACGCUUUCCUACGAAGACUUGUAUUUUGGGAGUUUUUGUAAAAAUCCUCAAUGGUACUGUGGAAUAUUUCUGUUGUUGGUUUCAGUGCCUUUAAGCAAGAUGGGCAAAGAAGUAGAAGGCCUUAAUGUCUUUGCCACUGCAUCUCAAGUGUCUGGUUCAUGGGAGGAUUUCCACCCUGGUAAUCAUCUGUCCGAGCAUCCGUACACUCUGCAUCUCUCUGGAGUCCCAGCAGCCCUGGCCCCAGGAGCGGCACGACCGUGGCUUUGUUCCUACAGCCAGCAGCCCUUGGGCUGAGGCGUCCUUGGUCCUCUUUUCCAUCCACCGUCUCUCAGCUCUGAGGCAGCAUCUCAGGGUCUGGUGGGCGAAAGUGGGCAGCUGCACCAGAAUUUGGGGCUUCCUGGGACUUCCCAGCACAGCCCUUUGUCUGUAGUCGGAGAGACUUUUUUUUUUUUUUCAGCUCCCUGUAACAGGAAUGGCCCCUCGUUCUCUUAAAGACACGAAGCCAUACUCCAACACCGUCUGGUUAUCGGGGUUGCUUUUGUAACUGCCUUAUAACGAAGCCAUGAUUCAACUGUGUCUGGUCACCUUCUGACAUGUGUUGAGUCAACAGAGCCCUGCACUGGGAAUAGGGGGCACAGGAGUGGCCUGGGUGAGGACCCGGCCUGCCCCGGGGAAAGAAGGGGCUGAGAAAGGAAUAUGCCCCGGUGGAGCUGGGGCCCAGUGCCCUCUAAGCAUCAUCUUAGUUCCUUUUUGUUGUGGCAAGAAGGGCAGAGAGCGAGACAUAUGUGAAUCAGUCACAUUUGGUUUGUAAGAGUUGAGCCGCACAGUUUUUGAGGUUGGGCGGAAUUGUAUUUGCCUAGCACAUUCACGUACCAUAUCCCUGCCUGGUGAUACGGUGUUCGUAAAUAAUUCUGCCGUGAAGCAUAAAGGGAAAAUCAGGGAAAAGCCAUUCCACGUCACACAGAGAACAUUUUGUAUCCCAGAGCAGUGGUGUCAAAAGCUCGCUGUGGUGUCAGUACUGUAACGCACAUGUGGGUCGCGAGACCCCGAAUGCUCCCCUUUUCCAACAUGUGGCUUGAAUGUCCUGGAUUGUAAACCGUGCUGGGUUGCUGAAGUGCCUGUGAAUCCCGAUGUGAAACAAAAGCUUGAGGCAAAAGCUCAGAGCACCAUGUAUUAACAAAAAAGAAAAAAAAAGAUAAUGUAUUGUAUUGAUCUGCCUAUUUUUUUUUUAACUGGCACAUUGUAUUUUUGUGUCCACUUGGUUUCAGGAAAUGCGUGAAGUGUCCACAUGUACCUGCGUCUCCUUUGCAGCCCCGUGUACUGGCUGUAUUUGCUAAGAUGGUCCAUGGUGUCCCCGAAGUAGGAGCGUAACCCUGGAUGAUAGCGGCUCUUUCUCACAGCCCUCAAAGCUGCGAAAAACAGCUUUCCUUGUACAUACGAGACUUCUAAUAAAAGGCAUAUUUCUUCCUGC